This is a messenger RNA of Sebastes umbrosus (honeycomb rockfish), 2266 nucleotides long. RefSeq names its product guanine nucleotide binding protein (G protein), beta 5a (gene gnb5a). Gene Ontology annotation, biological process: G protein-coupled receptor signaling pathway; G protein-coupled dopamine receptor signaling pathway. The record is from RefSeq and is a predicted model, not a curated record. The coding region runs from base 115 to 1200 and encodes 361 amino acids. The transcript is spliced from 11 exons. Gene Ontology annotation, cellular component: heterotrimeric G-protein complex; cytoplasm. NCBI's taxonomy places the organism in Eukaryota, Metazoa, Chordata, Actinopteri, Perciformes, Sebastidae. Gene Ontology annotation, molecular function: protein binding; signaling receptor complex adaptor activity.
CCAUCUGGAAGCUGGAGGAGCAUCUUCUCCCUCUGACGUCAUGACAGCAGCAUCAGCUGUUAGCUCUGCUUUAAGCCUUUUCGCUGCCGAUCGCUGCCUGCACAAAGGAAAUAUAUGAGAUCCCCUCUAAUCCCUGAAAUGGCGACACAGGAGGUACAGCUGAACGAGACUCUCUCCCACCUCAAAACGGAGUCGGAGACGCUGAAGACGAAGCUGGAGGAGGAGAGAGCGAAGCUGCACGAUGUCGAGCUCCAUCAGGUGGCGGAGAAGGUGGAGGGGCUGGGUCAGUUUGUCAUGAAGACCAGAAGAACCCUGAAGGGACAUGGAAACAAAGUCCUGUGCAUGGACUGGUGUAAGGACAAGAGGAGGAUCGUCAGCUCCUCACAGGAUGGGAAAGUGAUUGUAUGGGAUGCUUUCACCACCAACAAGGAGCACGCUGUGACAAUGCCUUGCACCUGGGUGAUGGCUUGCGCCUACGCCCCCUCCGGCUGUGCUGUAGCUUGUGGGGGCCUGGAUAAUAAAUGCUCAGUGUAUCCUCUGUCUCUGGACAAGAAUGAGAACUUGGCUGCCAAGAAGAAGUCUGUGGCCAUGCACACAAACUACCUGUCAGCCUGCAGCUUCACCAACUCGGACAUGCAGAUCCUGACGUCCAGCGGGGAUGGAACAUGUGCAUUGUGGGAUGUCGAGAGCGGGCAGCUGUUGCAGAGUUUCCAUGGACACGCAGCAGACGUGCUCUGUCUGGACCUGGCCCCCUCCGAGACUGGAAACACGUUUGUUUCAGGGGGCUGUGAUAAGAAGGCCAAUGUGUGGGACAUGCGUUCAGGACAGUGUAUUCAGUCGUUUGAAACUCAUGAAUCAGACAUAAAUAGUGUGCGAUACUACCCCAGUGGAGAUGCUUUUGCAUCUGGCUCAGAUGAUGCUACAUGCCGCCUGUAUGACUUAAGGGCAGACAGAGAAGUGGCUAUUUAUUCCAAAGAGAGCAUCAUAUUUGGGGUCUCCAGUGUUGAUUUCUCUCUCAGUGGACGGCUACUGUUUUGCGGCUACAACGACUACACCAUAAAUGUUUGGGAUGUUCUCAAAGGAACACGGGUCUCUAUUCUGUUUGGACAUGAGAACCGCGUCAGUACGCUGCGUGUUUCCCCGGAUGGGACGGCCUUCUGCACAGGAUCCUGGGACCACACUCUUCGGAUCUGGGCUUAAGGAUGAAGACACAGAGGAUUGAAUGGUAGACAGACCUACUGAAGACACACCAACGUUUCUGUUUGCUAGAGUACAAUCACACAUAGGGACUCAGUUUUGGUUGUACAUAUCAACAACAUUGUAUAUACUCCAGUCUCAAGGCCACGGUAGAUUUACAUAUUUCAGAGAGUAAUUAAACCAAAUGGCACGCGCUUGUAUUUCAGUAUGAUUGACAGAAAAUUGCACAGAAGUACUUAUGGUUACAAAAAUGUAUAUUGCAGAAAACAACAUUGGUAGUGACGCGCAUCAGUCUAGGAUAGAAUUGACACAAUAAAGUGAUGUGUUGUAUGUGCCCACAUAAAGGACAUUUCUUGUUUAUUUAUUUAUAUUUGCACAAAAAAUAAUGGAGGAAUGCAGACUGUUGAAGAAAAUGGGAUACUAGGAAACAAAAUACAUCUACAGGAGAAACAAUAAAGUAUUUAUAUUCUUUAUCACGCCACAGACUCAGAAAAACAAAGAAAUGUAAAUGAGAAAUGUUGGAAUAUGAGUAAUAGUGAGGAUUAUUAGAUUGCUUGAAGAAAUUAAUCAAUAUUGGUCAGUCAGAAGUCAAUUAAAAAAAUGAUUUGAUAUGAAGGAGCUUUGGCAAAAAAAAUAUUAUGAACAAAAGUACAAAUUUGUAGUUUAUUAUAGAUGUAAAUGGAUUUAAUUCCAUGUGCGGCCAACAUGCCUUGACAGCAACUCACCUGCCAAUAUUAUAAUGUAAAAAAAGCACAUAUUUACACUUAAACCUAAAAUACAUGAUGUUUAUUUUAAAGGAUGGUUUACCUCACAUCUGUCUGUUUCCAGCUGUGGAAGCCACUUCCUGCUCUAUGUGCACACUGCAGACACCCUGAACCUGUGGUCACCCACUAGAUAUCUAAAUACUACUAUAGAUAUAUAAAAGAAAAAUGUUAGAAUGUACUCCUUUUCAUGCAGUUGCUGCAAUUUACUAUUUACUGUAAUUAUUUUAUUGUAGUUUAGUGUACAGUUAUUAAAGGGACUGUUUAUCAACGUAUUACAAACUUAAUAAACUGAGUUUUGAGUAUCA